Molecule: messenger RNA, 1255 nt
Organism: Daldinia vernicosa
Lineage: Eukaryota; Fungi; Ascomycota; Sordariomycetes; Xylariales; Hypoxylaceae
Exons: 1
Coding region: 1-1134 (377 amino acids)
Source: RefSeq, a predicted model, not a curated record
AUGUCGCCACACCAGAUGACGACCUACGACAGGUCAAUGCAGAAGCUUACCAUCGUCGCAGAGCUACAAAACAGGAUACCUAUUGAUUUUGAUCAGCAUGAGCGAUCAAGCACGCCUACCGAGAGCGAAAUCAGUGACAAUGCUACCGAGAAUGCUCCUACCGCUAUGAAUGCCUUUGCCUCUAUAAAUGUCCCUGCCUCUAAAAAUGUUCCUGCCGCUAUGAAAGUUCCUGCCGUUGCGAGAAUUCCUACCCCUACCCCAACUAUCGUAGACCCGGUCGUCGCAGACAAAGCCGCUGGCCCAGCACCUAUUACGUCGAAAGAUAAACGUGGUUGCGUGUCCACAAAAGCCGAGCUAGAUGGAAGAGGACCCUAUCUAUACAAAUGGGAAUAUGUAUUAUUCUCUACGACCAACGACCCUCCAGAGCUGCCUGGUACAUUCGUGAAUCGUGAACAAGCCAAUGCCAAACUGGCUGAAAUAAUGCACCACGAUGACACCAAAGGUGGCAUGGCCGCCCUAACCCGCAGCGUCGUCUAUGAAUAUACCCCAUCCAAAUUACUCAAAGUCACGCGCACGCUGACCAACGGCGAAGAGCGCGUCCUAUGGGUCGAGAGGCGUCUUGUGAAUCUCCAGCACGACCUCACCAAGAAGGAGCGCGCGCUCAAGAAGUGGUCUGCCAAUAGGCCCAAGCUACCCCUCUAUAUCGUGGAGUGCGAAUUCAUGACGCGAACGACCACGGAAACACCCCAGCAGGUCCUCGGAGAGGAGAGCGAUGAUGGCUCGAUUCCCGCCGUGCUGCCUCACGAGCAAGUAGGCGCUUUCAGCGGCGAAAUCGAACUGUACCGUCUACCGCUAGUCAUAUUCACGGAGAGAGAGCUAGCCAACGAACACGCUCGCACUCUGUUCCUUGAACACUCGAGGAUUAAGGAGGAGAUCCGACGGCCGAUAGAUGAUUAUUGGUGGGCUCAGCACGCGGUGGUUAUUCACGAGGAAGCAGACAAGGCGGCGAGAAUGCCUGAUGCGCUGUAUGUCGCGGAGAUGUACACGCACGAUAUGAAUACGAGGCUGGGUUUUGACAUGAUUAGGGUGGCGGUGCAUGCGGUGGAUGAUGUGAAUGGGCCGUUGAAUACCUAGAAGGCAUCAUGCUUGUGCUAGACGGGCCAAGAGCUUCAACGGGGAGGGGUUUCGCGGUGGUUUGCAGAUAGGAGGCAAUGCUAGGGUUAUGGGCAAUAUGGGUUGAUUUAAAGCUGAGUUC